Messenger RNA from Paecilomyces variotii, 2577 nucleotides. Its product is annotated as biotin holocarboxylase synthetase/biotin-protein ligase. Gene Ontology annotation, molecular function: biotin--[biotin carboxyl-carrier protein] ligase activity. The transcript has 5 exons. NCBI's taxonomy places the organism in Eukaryota, Fungi, Ascomycota, Eurotiomycetes, Eurotiales, Thermoascaceae. The record is from RefSeq and is a predicted model, not a curated record. Gene Ontology annotation, cellular component: cytoplasm. Gene Ontology annotation, biological process: protein modification process. The coding region runs from base 182 to 2245 and encodes 687 amino acids.
CAGUCAUCUGGCUCAUCGUCGUCGUUUGACGCAACUACUGGGGUGUAUCCUUCGCUCUUGGACAUCGUGCAGUCGUUCUCGCCUUCUCAGCGCAAGGUCUGAAAGGGAUAGAAUUGCAGUUUUUCUCAACGCUCGGGAUUUGGAUACCUAAAUACUAUCCCCGCUCCCGAACGAACGAAAAAUGUCCGCGAUUAAUGCCAACUUGGCUUCCAAGAAGCUCAACGUCCUGGUCUAUUCUGGCAAUGGAUCCACGGUGGAGUCCGUUCGGCAUUGUCUUUACACUUUGCGGCGACUUCUAGCUUCAAAUUAUGCCGUCACCCCAGUCACCAGUGAUAUGAUCAUUAAGGAGCCAUGGACCUCCAGCUGCGCGUUGUUCGUUAUGCCUGGUGGUGCCGAUCUGGGGUAUUCCAGAGUACUUAAUGGUGAGGGCAAUAGAAGAAUUUCCACCUUUGUCCAGACAGGGGGCGCCUACCUGGGAUUUUGUGCCGGUGGCUAUUACGGAACCAAGAGGUGCGAGUUUGAGGUUGGGGACAAGACCAUGGAGGUCGUUGGUGAAAGAGAACUAGGUUUCUUCCCUGGGACUUGUCGAGGUUGUGCCUUUCCUGGUUUCGUCUAUCACAGUGAAGCGGGAGCUCGCGCGGCCGAGUUGAAGGUCUCAAAAACGGCCCUAAGCACUGGCACCGUCCCUGACGUGUUCCGGUCGUAUUACAACGGAGGAGGCGUAUUUGUGGAUGCGCCUCUGUACGCUGAUAGAGGAGUUGAAGUUUUGGCUAGCUACUCCGAGGAGCUUAACGUAGAUCCGGGAGAGGGAGCAGCAGCGGUAGUGUACUGCAAAGUUGGCGAGGGAGCGGCGAUAUUGACAGGGCCUCAUCCAGAGUUUGCGGCCGUGAAUCUAGACAAAAAGGCGGGCGGGCCUGAGUAUGCUAAAGUAGUUGAUGCUCUGGCGGAAGAUGACAAGGCUCGAACAGACUUUCUGAAAGCAUGCCUUGCGAAGUUAGGCCUUCAGGUCACUCAGGAGACAACAACAGUUCCAUCAUUAUCAACUCUUCAUUUGUCCGCGCUUCGUUCCGAAGAUACUAGUGAGCUCUUAUCGUCUCUGAGAGAGAGCAUCACCCAGGAAGACGGACGGGAAUAUCUGAAGGAUGAGAACGAUACGUUCUUCAUUGAAGCUCCCAAUGUCUGGAAGAUGGGAAAGCUGGAAGAAUCGCUUCCAGAAGUCGAAAAGAAAGAGGAAGCGAAAGAAGAGCCCGCAGAGCUUGUAGAAGGCAUCAUCGAUUACAACAAAAUCGUCAAGCAUGUCGUUGUUCACGACGAACUUCCGUCUUCAAAGGCCACGCCUUAUUUCAACCACUACGCCUUCUUCAGCAAUCUGCAGCACUACCGGUCAAAGUCUUCAGAACCUCUCUCGGAAUUUGGUUCUCAGAUCCUGUACGGAGAGGUCAUCACAAGCACGAGCACCAUACUCGAAAAGAAUCCAAAACUUCUUAACCACUUGCCCACUGGUUUUACUGCUACUGCCACAGUUCAAAUCGCGGGCAGGGGUCGAGGUUCAAAUGUCUGGGUCUCGCCAGCCGGAGCACUCAUAUUCUCUACAGUGAUACGUCACCCAAUAGAGAAGGUUCAGUCAGCACCAAUCGUUCUCAUCCAGUAUCUGGCAGCUAUGGCUGUGGUAAAAGGAAUCAAGAGCUAUGAUAAGGGUUAUGAAGAUAUGCCAGUUAAGCUAAAAUGGCCCAACGACAUCUAUGCUCUAGACCCGGAGCGUGCAGACGAAAAACGCUACACGAAGAUCUGCGGUAUUCUUGUCAACUCCCACUACACUUCUAAAGAGUACAUUGCCGUCGUGGGUAUCGGCCUGAACGCAACCAACGCGUCACCGACCACCUCGCUGAAUGCUGUGGUGGAUCACUUCUUGAAGAGUCGGAAAGCGGAACCUAUCACUCUAGAGAAACUUCUUGCUCGCAUCCUCACUGUGUUCGAAGAGCUCUACGCCCGCUUCCUGCGCGUGGGCUUCGACAAGACGUUUGAAGAUAUGUAUUACAGUGAUUGGUUGCACAUGAAUCAGAUCGUGACGCUUGAGGAAGAAGGUGGCGCUCGAGCCCGGAUCAAGGGAAUUACAAGGGAUUAUGGAUUGUUGCUCGCAGAGGAGCUUGGUUGGCAGGACCGGCCCACGGGAAGGGUGUGGCAGUUGCAGAGCGACAGUAACAGCUUUGAUUUCUUCAGAGGGUUGGUCAAAAGGAAGGUCUGAGCUUCUUCCUCAAUCUAAGCUUCAAUAUCUGGUAUAUAGUUACACAUAUAUAUCUUGAAGGGGAUACGUGGGUACCUUAGUGUCCGAACUACAAGGACAAGCUGUAAUUGUCUCUCUAUCAUACGUAGUUCCGCAGUGAUUUCUUGACUUUGAGAGAAUAAUAUGUCGAUGGCGGUUGCCUAUUUAACCGACUCCUUUUGCUUUACGGAAUUCUCCGCUCAUGUACCUUUCCUAAGGAAACUGGCCUUCGCUGUUGCCCGGUGUUUCUGACGUAAACUACCAGCUAAUACAUGGUAACAGAACUGACCGACACUAGAAAAAGGCGGGUUUUG